Messenger RNA from Spinacia oleracea (spinach), 1639 nucleotides. RefSeq names its product probable fructokinase-6, chloroplastic. Bases 202 to 1380 code for a protein of 392 amino acids. The record is from RefSeq and is a predicted model, not a curated record. Gene Ontology annotation, biological process: fructose metabolic process. The transcript is spliced from 7 exons. Lineage: Eukaryota; Viridiplantae; Streptophyta; Magnoliopsida; Caryophyllales; Amaranthaceae. Gene Ontology annotation, molecular function: fructokinase activity. Gene Ontology annotation, cellular component: chloroplast stroma; cytosol.
AUGGACAACCAAAUCAGCAAAACUAUUCUCUCAUCUCCGAACAAAGCUUUCUCCAUCAGUCAACACUCAACACCUCAAGCUCAAGAUCACUCCAAAAUUUCCCCAAAAUUUCCAGCAAUAUUUUUGAGCUCCAUCACUAUCAUAUUUUAGUAUUAUUACAACAAUUUACAAUUAUAAACUAAUUUUUUUUUUUUUAAAAAAAUGGCUCUGUAUUUAUCCCCAUUUCACUUCACCUCUCUUUCUUGUAAGCCUGAUUAUGCCUCACCCUCUAAAUUUUCCGGCGCCACCGUAUUUUCCCGACGAGAUACUCCCGGAACUCUUGAUUCUUUUCUGUCAAUUGAUUCCGGUCGCCGUUGUAUCUUGAAAGCUAGAGCACAACCUGGUAGUAAUGGGUCAAUUGAAGCAAGUGAGUCACCCCUAGUGGUUUGCUUUGGUGAAAUGCUUAUUGAUUUCGUGCCCACAACAAGUGGGGUUUCCUUGGCUGAAGCACCUGCGUUUAAGAAGGCUCCUGGCGGUGCCCCUGCAAAUGUUGCUGUUGGAAUAGCUCGUCUUGGAGGCUCAUCAGCUUUCAUUGGCAAGGUUGGUGAAGAUGAGUUUGGCUACAUGCUUGCUGAAAUUCUGAAGGAGAAUAAUGUGAACAAAGAAGGAAUGCGAUUUGAUCCUGGCGCCCGAACUGCUUUAGCAUUCGUGACGUUAAGGAAAGACGGGGAACGUGAAUUCAUGUUUUAUCGUAAUCCUAGUGCUGACAUGCUGCUUCAGGAAUCCGAGCUCGAUUUUGAGCUCAUUAGGAAGGCAAAAAUAUUUCAUUAUGGUUCAAUAAGCUUAAUUACUGAACCAUGCAAGUCAGCUCACAUUGCUGCUGCUAAUGCUGCAAGAGAUGCUGGUGUGUUGCUUUCAUAUGAUCCCAACCUAAGGCUCCCAUUAUGGCCAUCCGCAGAGAGUGCGCGUGAAGGAAUCCUCAGCAUUUGGGACACUGCCGACAUUAUCAAGAUAAGCGAAGACGAAAUUUCCUUUUUGACUCAAGGAGAGGAUCCCUAUGAUGAUAAUGUGGUACGUAAACUAUACCAUCAAAACCUGAAAUUGCUGCUUGUGACCGAGGGAGCAGAUGGUUGCAGGUAUUAUACCAAGGAUUUCAGUGGUAGAAUUGAGGGGAUGAAGGUAGAUGCUGUAGACACAACAGGUGCGGGUGAUGCCUUUGUAGCUGGAAUGCUAUCCCAAAUAGCUGCUGAUACUAACUUGAUUCAGGUGGAAGAUCGCUUAAGAGAGUCUCUCCGGUUUGCCAACGCCUGUGGUGCAUUGACUGUUACAGAGCGAGGUGCGAUUCCCGCUUUGCCAACUAGAGAAGCAGUGCUGAAUGCAAUGCUCAAGUCUGUGGCUUAAGUUGUUGUGGAAUCCAUGUAAUUUUUGUACUAUUAUUCCCCCAUUAUUUUAGCCAUAGUGAAUAGUGAUGAUCAAUAAUGGUAUUUCUCGUGUAUUGUAUAUUAAUGUCUAGUAUUUUGUAUUGUUUGAGUUCUGCAGUUUUGUUUGCUUACCCCUUACUGGGUUCUGAACUUGUGAUGCUUCAGUAUGAAUAAGAGAAUUGUGCUACUUUAAUUAGCACAAUUAACCUUAUUUGAUGCCAUUUUUAUUCCUCGGUUCA